CCAUGGUCCGCAGUGCUGGCGGGCGAGGUUCUAAAGACACAGUUUGCGAUGAUAUUCCAACUUGCUUUUGCGCCUUAGAGUUUUGCUCAGCAUGCAACAGCCCCCAGGAAGUUUCAUUGAAACUUCCGAUGCUGACGAGUUAGGUACGGGUGUUGGCUCUCCUCGGCCGAUCGAAGGUAUUUUUUCCACAUUCCGACAACAGAACUAUGUGGGAGCCGGGUCAAGACACUGCUUCAAGACCUGAUCAAUCUGGUACUUUUUUUUUUCUUUCCAAAUAGCGAGAUCGCAAUACGUCAUGAAUGACCUUUCAACUCGUGGUGGUGAAUUGAAAUUCCUAGUGAAGUAUACUGCUGUCACGACCCGGCCGGAAGCCUCGAGUCCAGACUGGUCCCCAAAGUCCUGACUACAUCGUCAUGGUCAUGGUUGAGAACUCACUCAGUGAGUACCCCUCAUAGCAGUAUCUCGAAAAACGAAUACCACGCCUACAGGAGAAUGAGAUCAAACAGAUUUUAGCAGCCAGCGGAGUGAGUGAGGGGUCACAUGACGUUCGUUAUUCAUCGCCCAACGGCUGGAAGAGACUUAUCCUAGACAAGAGAUUCAACCCAACUCUAGCAACUCGUCCCUCAAAAGCUUACCAGCCUCCUCUAUCAUUUUAUAGCGUGCAUGGAUCGUGCUCGCUGUGCUCUCCACUCCGCAUUGACCCUGCCACUUUACCCAGCCAAAAGUCUAUCCCGAUGACGUUAUAGCUUUUCGGAUGGAUGGCGAUGGAUUCGGAAUAUCCGCCCCUACCGUCAACUGAGACCAUUGCUAAUUCGCUCCGACAUACCGCAAUCUCCGAUAAAGGAGGUGUGGCGAAUUCAUUAUUCUCAGGGCGACCAGUGCUGGCAUCCGUCGCGGAGAGUCUCAACGGCGGCGGGCCCGACUUGGGCUCUCAAACGACUACUCGGGUCAUUGCUGAGAGCGGCGACAUCUUUUUGGAAUAUGAAUCUCCCACGACGGGAGUGAAUGGCCUUGCUUCUUACCGCUGGAGAGUCGACAGUGAAAGCUUAAUGCAAAGCAGCCCCUACUUUUGUGCUCUCUUGGACCCGAAUAAGUUCUCAGAGGGGAAACAUCUCAUGAGGCAACGGGAACUUUAUAGCCAGGGCCUAGAUUCUUGGAAACAUGGGGGAAACUUUGACUCUUCAGACUAUGCACACGUACAGGACUAUGCCUUGCCGACUAUCCGAUUGCCAAACAAUCAUCCAUCAUAUUGUUCCGGAUUAGACACCAUUGAGCUAUUCCUCAGGAUAUUAUCAUAUCACUCAUUUAAUGAGGAAGAACAGGAGAGCUUUAGUGCCGAAAUCAGAGGACAGCGGCCGUCAUCUAUCGCGAAAUUGAUUGAGCUAGCCGAUGCCUAUAACUCUACGCAGGCUGUCUAUGAUACCCUUGGACGCUGCAAUUAUACGCUGGGGAGGCCAAAGCUCCCCUUGACCAAGUUCAACUCUUCAGUAUUGAGGUUGAGCGAAGACCGUAUCCGGCAAUCUAUUUUCGUUGCCAGUUUUGUAAAUGAACGGACUAUUUUUCAAAUACUAACUCAUGCCCUGAUCGUGUCUGGGUCGAAAUUCUGGGUUAGUGGCAUCGAGAGUCCAGACCCCGAUACUCCCAAGUGGCAAUAUCUUCCUGAUGGCCUUGAAGAAGAGCUCUACUACCGCCGACAAUGCGUCCUCAACACCAUCACAGACCUGCAAGCCCACUUCCUCCGUGUCUUUGGCGCCAUCGAAGAGCACACGGUCCCAACAAAGCCCAACAUCCCCAAUCAGCCGACCAAACCAUACCAGUGCCGCUGUGGUCUAGGCAACUCGAGCGCCUGCGACGCCUUCCAUCUAGGCCAAAUGACGCGCUUCUUCGCCCUCCGCACAAAGACCAUAUUCCUUGGCUCAACGCUCAUAGACCCAGACUUUAACCCGGACAUGGACGAGAACGAAAAUCCCGCCACCGCGGAAACUUUGUCCUCGGAGCGCUCGCUCCCCCCAGCGGACAUCACGGCCCUUAUCUCGUCCCUCAAGCAAUGUCCAGAUUACCAGAUAGACUCGAACCAUACAGCCUGCGGGAUCAGGCGACGGUUUCUUCCGUCUCUCGAUUGCAUUGAAGGCUUCGUUGGCGACGAGCGGGGCCUCCUCGGUGUCAAUAUGCGGUAUUGGCGUCGAGUUGAAGCGCCGCCGGGUGGCGCUUGGCCGCAGAUCCACGGAUCCUGGGCGAAUCGUGCUCAUCGUAGAGCCCUCGCUAUUGAUAUUCGUCUGUCUAGGAUAAGUGGGGUACCGAACAUGUCGCGCGGUAUGCCUGCAGCGGAGCUUCGGGAGGAGGAUGCGAGGUUAUUAUUUACGGCGAAGAAGCGCAACUGGGAGGCAUCAUGAUCUAUCCUGUCUCUUCUUGUAUAUGUGCUUGUUUGUAUAUAAGCGAGAAAGUGGUUUCAGAGGAGGUAUCUAGUCACUAGCCCCUGCUGGAGAGGAUACGAAAUACUCCGUUUCUAGAUUUGUGCUGACAGAUAGCGGAAGAUACUCUGCGCUGCUGUCACGCGAUUGGAUAACAGGACGAGCAACUUGACCUUGGAGACUUGAUAAAUUUCUAGUACACUCUGAGGAUAUCAAGAUGCUUGAUAAAGCUGAAGAGGGAUAAUUUCCAAUCUGGCACCGCUAACAAAACAUUAAAGCACAUCGGUUGGCACUAGUUAAUCAAAACGAGUGACAUGCAAUACAGCAGGCGGCUUGAUUCGAGCGGUGUUGCGCAGUUAGAUAGGAUAGUAGUAUCCAGAACCGUACUGGCCGGGGUCUCGGCUCCUCGUCACUAAAUGGUAGAGGUUGUCUGUGCAUGAAGAGGGGUAUGGGAAUCCCUCUUCAGUCAGGAAUCCUCCCCCAAGAGAGACUUGAGACGGAUCCACGAAUUGCGGAGGCAUGUCGACUGGAAUUGACUGGAUAAUUCGUAGUACGUCAGUCUGGAAAUGAGACGUAGGGUAGGAGUCCGGGGCGAGCAAUCCCUCCAUGAUUCCUUGGAAAUGAUUGGGCUCGACAUUGUCAACUUCCUCGCCGACUUCCUCGACCCCUGGCACUCCUUUUACACCUCCGUCUGCCUCUCCGUCUGCCUCUCCGACUGCGUCCCCGUCUGUCUCUUCAUCUUCCUCCAUCUUAUUCUCGACUUUUCCGUCGUUCGAAAGAAGAUGCUCGACGAGAGGUUUGACAAGCUUUAGGGCCAUUUUCGAAGAUUCACAGUUCUUGGACAAGUUUGACAGCAAUUCAACUGAUGUGUGGGCAGCUUGUUUGUGCACGGAAGCCCUCUCGGGGGCAUGCCGAAAACCAUCGCAUAUCUCACGGCAUAAAACUGCUGUUGCCUGCAUGAGAAAAUGCAGCACGAACCACCAAGAAGAUAUGUCAUGUAGAGCAAUCUUCUUUUCUGAAGCUUGAAUGAGCACCCGAACUAUGUGACAUGCAGAGUUCGACGCAUUCAGCUGCUAAAUACUCUGGACGACAAACCUCUCUCUGGUCGUUUUGGUCUGCUGGCUCCGGAACCUGCAAAUCAAGGGUAGCAUGCGUCAGAGUGAUCCUGGUACUAUGAUAAUGCAGCCCAAGGCUCAGUCGCUGCCUUGUUAUUUUCGAUUUAGAAGGCGUCGCGGGACCCCUGGGGUCAAGCUUAUCGGUUAGAGUCGUGCUCCAGGUGUCGAUUUCGUUUAGCAGCUCGCUUAUGGUCCAGUGCUUCGAUCGACGGCGCCUGUUGUACUUUGAUCGUGUUGUAAUCCCUAGACAUCAUCUUUUAGCCGAUCGAAACGAGCUUGGAAAGCUCAGCGAAGUAGAGCUGGUCCAUGUCCAAAUCGGCGGAGUUUUUCUCGGAAAAAGUGCGAGCACUCUCUGAAUUCACAGUGUCAAGUGUCUCUGUCGCCAUGCCAUGCGCUAGGAGAGAGGGUCGCCCUGUCAUGACACUGAGGUGAUAAUGCAGACCACAUAAAGACCACCAUAAACGGCAUCGUUCUUCUUUGAAGUUCUCCGACAAGGCUGAUGUUCUGAGGUCCACAUGGAGACCGUUUGUCUCCUCGCAUAGACUCCAG
Aspergillus calidoustus is the source of this 4075-nucleotide messenger RNA. The record is from the annotation of a GenBank genome assembly. Lineage: Eukaryota; Fungi; Ascomycota; Eurotiomycetes; Eurotiales; Aspergillaceae.